AUGAAGCUAGCUCAUAUGCUUCAUCACCUCAAACUCGGCGCCGAUGAUACCCAAACCAACAUUGAGAGGCAGCAGAGCGAACGCCAGCAAGAUGCCAUACUGGAUGAAGAAACAAAAGAAGACAGUCUGUGUCUCAAUGAAGAACCUUGCAGUGUUGUCGACGAUUCAAGUGGAUCUGUGGAUCACGCUGCGCUUGAUUCUGACGCGGAAGACGACGAGGGGACUGCAUGGAAUGACCACGAACUGUCGGAUGACUAUGACUUGGAUGACGGCCUCGAUGAAGACGGGCCACCUCAACCAGACCUACUCUUUGAUGAUUCGCUGUUGGAUUUAGCGGGAGGAGUUGAACAACUGGCAUCGGGUAACAUGUCGAACGAUCUCUGCAGGGGCAUGGCAAAGACUGGUUGGCAUCCGUUAGAGAAACAGACGCCCUAUGAGUAUUUAAUAGAGCCUUAUGAACCUCGGCCUGCUUCUGCAAUGCCAGACGACUACCCACACUUGUAUGACGGACCGUAUGGACCUACGGAGGGAGCCUUGCGGGCCGUAGGCACAACGUUAGGCGCAUACUUGGUUUUUUGCCCAACCUACGCUUUGGGACGAUAUUGCCAAAGCAAGCAAUGCCUAUUUCGCGGAGAAGAUUCAAGAAAGAUAGGAAGGCCAAUACAACAAGCAAGUGGCACGGGCGUUGAAACCCUCAACGUUUUGGCCCAAGGAGCGUGGGUAAAUUCGACUGGAACUAGAGAGGACUGCGGAUGUGACCUGUGCGUAUUUAUGGGGCUGCUGGCGGCUCGCACGAUUCCCCCCAAACAAAGAAAAGCUCGAACAUCGCUGGAAAACGGCGGACGAAGGUCCCACGGUGCUGUUUCGGGCUGUUCAUGGUGCGGGAUCGGUUGA
Messenger RNA from Phytophthora nicotianae INRA-310, 894 nucleotides. RefSeq lists its product as hypothetical. Lineage: Eukaryota; Oomycota; Peronosporomycetes; Peronosporales; Peronosporaceae. The transcript has 3 exons. Bases 1 to 894 code for a protein of 297 amino acids. The record is from RefSeq and is a predicted model, not a curated record.